GAUGACUCUUGUUUUAGAAAAAGCUGAUCAAUUUAGACAUAUCAUUCGUAUUUUAAAUACAAAUGUUGAAGGUAAAUAGCGUCUUGCUUAUGGAAUUAGAAGCAUUAAAGGAAUAGGUAGACGAUUUGCUAUAUAAAUUUGCAAAGUAUAUAUAAAUCAAUAUUUAAGGUGUUAAGACUUGAUUUAAACAAAAGAGCAGGAGAACUUACUGAUGAUGAGGCUCAUAAGAUAACAGAAGUAAUUAAGUCACCAGAAGCAUACAAUAUUCCUAGAUGGUUCUUAAAUAGACAACGUGAUUUUAAAGAUGGUAAGAAUUAUCAAGUGACAACAAAUGAACUUGAAACAAAAUUAAGAGAAGAUUUAGAAAGAAUGAAAAAAAUUAAGUAUUUAUAAUAGUUAUAAAUUAAGAUGUAAUCGAGGUUUGAGACAUCAUUGGGGAUUGAGAGUAAGAGGAUAACACACAAAAACAACAGGUAGAGGAGGUUAAACAUUGGGUGUAGAAAGAAAGAAGAAAUGAA
Paramecium pentaurelia is the source of this 518-nucleotide messenger RNA. Lineage: Eukaryota; Ciliophora; Oligohymenophorea; Peniculida; Parameciidae. The record is from the annotation of a GenBank genome assembly.